Malania oleifera is the source of this 531-nucleotide messenger RNA. RefSeq lists its product as uncharacterized. Gene Ontology annotation, molecular function: fatty acid binding. The coding region runs from base 1 to 531 and encodes 176 amino acids. The record is from RefSeq and is a predicted model, not a curated record. Gene Ontology annotation, biological process: systemic acquired resistance. The transcript has 2 exons. NCBI's taxonomy places the organism in Eukaryota, Viridiplantae, Streptophyta, Magnoliopsida, Santalales, Ximeniaceae.
AUGGAGAGGGGUUCAUUGAAGGUGAUGUGCAUGUUGGGAGUGAUGGUCGUGAUGGUGGGGAUUAUAGCGGGGGUGGAGAGGGCAGAAGCAGCGGGGGAGUGCGGAAAAUCUGAUCCAAACAAGGAGGCGCUAAAGCUAGCGCCAUGUGCAGAGGCUGCACAAGAUGAGAACGUGGUUGUUCCUGCCAAGUGCUGCGAGCAGGUGAGGGCCAUCGGCCGGAACCCACCCUGCCUCUGCGCUGUCAUGAUGUCUGAUCUCGCCAAGAACUCAGGGAUGAAGCCUGCCAUCGCCAUCACCAUCCCCAAGCGCUGCAACAUUGCGGAUCGUCCCGUGGGUUACAAAUGCGGACAGGAUUUGCCUUUAUAUCCCCAACCUAUUGCUCUUCCCAGUUCAAGGUUCAAAAAUAGCAUUGAACAAAACCAUCGACGGUUUCAUCAAACCAUUGAUGGUUUUCUUCCUAAUUACCUUCUGCUUGAAACCAUUGAUGUAACCAUCAGUGUACUGUACAAACUGUCAAUGGUUUUCUUCUAG